Tympanuchus pallidicinctus (lesser prairie-chicken) is the source of this 991-nucleotide messenger RNA. RefSeq names its product nucleoporin NUP42-like. The transcript is spliced from 5 exons. Gene Ontology annotation, cellular component: nuclear envelope. NCBI's taxonomy places the organism in Eukaryota, Metazoa, Chordata, Aves, Galliformes, Phasianidae. The record is from RefSeq and is a predicted model, not a curated record. Gene Ontology annotation, molecular function: nuclear export signal receptor activity. The coding region runs from base 137 to 991 and encodes 284 amino acids.
AGCUGUAGAAGAAUGUGGUGCUGGCACCCCAAGGAAGGCAAAUCCUAUCCCCCCAGCUGUGUCCCUGUAUAAGGAAGAAGCUGUAGGAGGAUCUAAAUCUCGUGACCAGACAGACACAGAUCCUAGCCAGCCACCCAUGAUGCUGCACGAGGCUGGAGCAGUAGGAGGAUCAGGACAUUCUACUCCACCAAAUACAAGCCUCAGCCAGCCGUCUGUGCUCCAGAACACGACAGGAAGUGGAGCCGGAUGGGGGGGCACUACUGCAACAAAGACAGACCUCAGCCAGGUACCCGUGAUCCAGCACACGGAAGGAGCUGAGAAAGGAUUGGGUGAUGCUACCCUGACAGACACAGAUCUUAACCAGGCAGCCGUGAUCCAGCACACCGGAGGCGAUGGAGGACGUGUUGUUCGUGCCCGGAGAAACACAAACCUUCUCCAGCCAGCCAAGCUGCAGCACAAAGGAGGAUCUGCAGGAGGACGGGGCGCUCCUGCAGCCGUUGUGCAGCCUCCUGCGCUCCCAAAGAGCUCCUCGGGUGGCAGCCGCGAUGCAGCAGGACUCUCUGGUGCCUCCGGUGUUGGAGCUGCAGGCAAGAAAGGCGCAGCGUCCUUGCAGAAAGCGAGCUCUGCAUUAAGCGGUGCAAACCCGGCUGGUGACUACAGAGAUGAACAGCAGAGACUUGUGGACUGGGUAGCAGAAGACAUGGCGACCUGGGAAUCUUCUGGACAGUGGAUGUUUUCAUGCUACUGUCCUGAGAAGGGCAAGCCUAAUGUUUCAGACUUUCCAGAGAUCUCCCCUGAGGAGCUGCACCUGGGGUAUUACAUCUGCAGAGCCAAGAAGGGCACAGGACUCUACAUAAACGCUGUCCAUCAGUAUGUGCAGCAAUGGAGAACCAGGCUGCAGGAGCUGAAGGUUUUAAACGCCUGGAGAACAGCAUCGAUGAUUCCUGCUUCUAGGCUGUCUGCAGACAGCAGCCUGAGCGUUUUUGUUUAA